AUGGCAGAAUCCAAUACCUCGGGACCAUCGUCAGGCGUAGAAGCGUCGGCGAGCUCCAACCUCAAGCAACGUCGCCGACCGAAUGCGCCCGGUAGGUUGCCCUCGGGCGUGCCUCUCAAUCCCGGGACAGGGGCACCCCGGACCGCGAUGCGAGCGACCUCGUCCUCGUCGGUCCAACGCGUCCCCUUGCUCAGUCGGUCUCUGUCGAUGAAGAUCGGCGACCAACCGGUGAACCCGCAGAUCGAACUCGACCCGAGCACGGGCAAGAUGAAGCUCUCGGUCGUCAACACGCCCUGGCAAGAGUUCGGCGAUAUCGACCUGUCCGACUCGUUCCUCAAGGCGAUACACGAGGGGCCCUUCGAGCCCAAGAAGAAACUUCCGUGGUGGAGGAAGCGUAGGACCGUAUUCAUCGUCGGUGGCGUAUUGGGCAUACUGUCGGGGUCAGUGCGCAACUUCACGGUCACCCCGCCGAGACGGAACGAGAGCGAUGCUGAGCGUGAAAGACGCCGUCUCGUCUUUUUCGCCCGGCUUUCAACUAGCGAAAGCUGACUUACGAACUCUACUACUGUAGAUGGCUCCUCACGGAGGGAGAUCCUCUCUCAGGACUCGCAAACCUCGACUUUGGCGACGGCAUGUCCAAGUUUGACCUGCAAAACCUGAUGUCCGAACUGCCCUCGCUCACGAGUCUCAACGUGACCGACAUGUUCACACCGGGGAGGGAGUGGCUCAACGCUCGCUCGACCAACUUCCUUAUCGGCAGGGAAGCUGCUGAGCGCGGUCUGGAGAAGAAGCAUGCUGUAUGUCUGGUCCUGACCGGACUGAUCGAAAGAGGGGAGAGAGAAAGGUUUCCAACCUGGCACCUGAUACUUCCUCUCCUCCACCGGCAAAUAACCCCCUCUCUAGGUUAUUAUUAUUCCUGGUAUCAGUCAGUCAUGCGACUGCGCUAGACCGAUGGAUGAGUUUGUCACUGACUCUGAUGAUUUCUACACUCCAGUCUCUUCGGGUCUGGAAUCGUGGUCAACGACCCCCGACGCUGCCCCUUGGUUCCGUAAGCGUAUUUGGGCUUCAACGACAAUGAUUCGCGCCUUGAUUACGUCGAAGGAUACCUGGGUCAAGGCUAUGUCCUUGGAUGAGCAUACAGGUCUCGAUCCGAUCGGGUACAAGGUCCGAGCGGCUCAAGGUCUCGACGCGGCGACGGCUUUCAUGCCAGGGUAUUGGAUCUGGCAGAAAGUCAUCGAAAAUCUUGCUGUGAUCAACUACGAUCAUAACGACAUGCAUUUGAUGUCUUGUAGGUUUGGCCCUGUUGAUUGGUUGACUUCCGACCGAUUGAUCGGAACUGAGCGCUCUCAUAUUCACACAGACGAUUGGCGCCUCUCUUACUACAACUUGGAAGUGCGAGAUCAGUACUUCUCCCGUCUCAAAUCCCAGAUCGACUACAAUCUCGCAAUCGGAGGAAAGAAGACGGCGUUGCUCUCACAUUCGAUGGGAUCUCUUGUCGUACUGGUAUGUCCAAGUUUUCUGACUCGGUCACUCAGCUCAGCGCAGCUAACGCGGAUCUAUCCCCAUCCCUCUGCGCGCAGUGGUUCAUGAAAUGGGCUGAGCAUCCAGAGUAUGGAAAGGGAGGACCGACGUGGGUCGAAGAACACAUUUCCGAUUGGGUGAGCUGCAAGAUCCCCCCUCGUACGAGUUGUAAGAGUUGAAACUCAUGCUCUUCUUUCCUCACAGAUCAACAUCGCCGGAACCAUGCUCGGAGUCCCCAAGGCCAUGUCGGCUCUUUUGUCCGGUGAAAUGCGCGACACGGUCGAGCUCAACGGAGCAGCGGUCUACCUGCUCGAGAAGUACUUCUCGCGUCAAGAGCGCGCCAAGUUGUUCCGUUCUUGGGCUGGAGCGGCUUCGAUGAUGCUGAAGGGUGGGAAUGCGAUUUGGGGCGAUCAAGAUUCCGCUCCGGAUGACCACGCAAACGCGACGUUGACUGCGGGAAAAAUCUAGUCAGUUGCUUUCACAGCCUUCUUUUCUCGGACCCCAAAAAGCCGUAACUGAGACUACAGACCCCCUCCGCUGACAGCUAUUUCAAGCCGGAAACCCAAGAAGGCAACACCGACAUCACCCGAUCGACGGCGAACCCCAACCUGACGAUCGAAGAAGCGACGUCUUAUAUCCUCAACCACGUGCCACCGUCGUACCAGACGAUGAUCCAUAGCAAUUUCUCGUUCGGAUUCGAGAGUGAUCCGGUGCAGCUCAAAGAGAACGAUGACGAUCAUCGCAAGUGGACGAACCCUGUCGAGGUGGCGCUGCCGAAUGCUCCUAGUCUGUCGAUUUAUUGUCGUAAGCAGCCGCAUUCUCGUUCGGGCUCUGCACGAUCGAAACGAAUACUGACGGAGUUCGAGCCUCUCUGGCGCCUCAGUCUAUGGUACAGGCAAAGAAACCGAACGCGCCUACUUUUACCAACAAGGUGGCUACGAGCACGACGAAGCACCCACGGUCGAAGAACCCGUCUGCACCGAUCCGGAUGCAGAGUGCGGUGAUAUGGAACAAACACCUCGGCCGCCACUUGACCUGCCUUUGUCGAGAAGGGUGUGGAUAGACCCUUCGGUCACGCUCGACGGGGAGUCGAUCCCGAAAGUCAGGAGUGGUGUCGUCUUGUAAGUUCAGGUGCUGAAAAGGUCCGUGUGCCCCUUGCAAGGACCUGAUGGGACCCAACUCUGCUCGUUGCGACAGCAACGAUGGCGAUGGCACGGUGUCGCUACUUUCUCUUGGAGCAAUGUGCGCGAAAGGAUGGAAGGUGAGUUGCUUCUCGAACCACGGGCAGUCCAGAGCCAAUACUGACGCGCGUUGUCCUCUUUCAAAGCUUCCUCUUUACAACCCCGGCGGAUCGAAAGUGAUCACUCACGAGAUCAAACACGAACCUCUCGCCUUUGAUCCUCGCGGUGGUCCAACCACAGCCGACCACGUCGACAUCUUGGGUUCUUCCGAAUUGAACGACGCCAUCAUGGAAGUCGUCAGUGGCAACGGCGAAAAGGUCAAGGAUCAGUAUUUCUCCGAGAUCCGAUCCUUUGUCGAGAAGAUCAAAUGGUGA
Molecule: messenger RNA, 3076 nt
Organism: Microbotryum saponariae
Lineage: Eukaryota; Fungi; Basidiomycota; Microbotryomycetes; Microbotryales; Microbotryaceae
Source: the annotation of a GenBank genome assembly